Molecule: messenger RNA, 3096 nt
Organism: Sardina pilchardus (European sardine)
Lineage: Eukaryota; Metazoa; Chordata; Actinopteri; Clupeiformes; Clupeidae
Product: coiled-coil domain-containing protein 149-B-like
Exons: 13
Coding region: 119-1984 (621 amino acids)
Source: RefSeq, a predicted model, not a curated record
UUCAAAUCAUAGGUGCACAGGACGCUCACUUCGUGACUGCAACUCACUACGCAGGAAGAUGCAUUUCAAUUAUAUUUGAUACAUUCAGUAUCGACAGUGUUGAUUAGGUUGACAUUGAAUGGAACCAAAGAUGAACACCUCGAGAAGAAGCGAAAGUGACUGGCAAGGACUGGUGAACGAAUUCUUGGUAUGUAAGCGUAAACUGGAGAGCAAAAAGGAGGCGUUGCUGAUUUUAUCCAAAGAGCUGGACACAUGUCAGCAGGAAAGGGACCAGUACAAGCUGAUGGCCAACCAGCUUCGUGAAAGGCACCAAGGCCUGAAGAAGAAAUAUCGUGAGCUCAUAGAUGGUGACCCCACUCUGCCACCCGAGAAGCGAAAUCAGGUGAACCUGGCCCAGCUGCUGAGGGACUCCAGAGAGCGGAGCGGCAGACUCUCGGAGGAGGUGAAGGAGCUCCAGCAGCGGCUGGCUGAGGUGCAGGGCGACAACAAGCUGCUGAGAAUGACCAUUGCCAAACAGAGACUAGGGGAUGAGGAGGUGGGAGCGCGCCAUUUUCCAGCACAUGAGCGGGAGGACCUGGUUCAGCAGCUAGAGAAAGCUCGCGAACAGAACGAGGAGCUGGAGCACAGUCUGAAGGCGGCCACAGAUGAGCUGCAGGACGUGCGCGCGGAGAGGGACGUGUUUCAGGACAAGGCCCAUCGUCUCAACCUGGAGAUCAAUCACAUCCUGGGCAGCCACGAAGCACGCAUCAUUGAUAUAGACGCUCUCUGUAUGGAGAACAGGUAUUUACAUGAACGCUUCAAGCAACUUCAAGAUGAGGUGAACUUACUCAAAAGUAAUAUCAUGAAAUAUAAGAGUGCUUUAGAGAGCAGGAAGAACUGUAAAACGUACGGCAGAAACAACAACAGCAGCGCACUCACAGGAGUCCUUUCUGCCAAAGAAGUGCAAGAGCUGCUGCUGUCUGAGGACAAUGGCUGCAGCCUGCCGGUCACUCCCCAGUCCAUUGCUGACCUGAAGUCUUUGGCCACCGCACUGCUCGAGACCAUCCAUGAGAAGAACAUGGUCAUCCAGCACCAGCGACAGACUAACAAAAUUCUGGGAAACCGAGUGGCUGAACUGGAGAAGAAACUGAAGACUCUGGAGGUGUCUGGACUAUGGAGCCUGCCAGGACUCACAUACAACGUGUCGAUAGGACUCGGGAGAGGAGGAAGGGACACCAUCAUACUGAGUGACCCUCAGCCUCUGCAAUCCCACGGCGAGCAGCCUGUUCUUAUCGAGAGAGGCAGACCCUCCACAGAUGUCCUGAGAGGAAGAGAGGAGCGUCCUGCAGGUGUGACCACGCAGGGGGACGGCGCUGACGCGUGCAUGGACACGGGCCAGAGCGGCCGCCUGCUGGGCUCCCUGUGCGCCCGCACCAACGGACACCUGCAGCUCGACGUGGAGGUCCUGCACAGCUGCGCAGACGUGACCGACGGAGACUGCGACGACGGCGAGUCUCCGGGCGACCAGCUGGAGUGCGCGCAGGAGGCCGACGAGUGCGUGUUCAGCGACCUGUCUGAGGGAGCGGCGGCGGAAGAGGCGGACUCGCCCUCGCCCCCCGAGGUCGUCCCCGUGCUUUGCAGCCCGUCGCAGGACCUCGUUUUGCCCUCCUCCUCCUCUUCCUCCUCCCUCUCCGCCUUCUCCUCAUUGCCAGCCACAGAAGCCGAAUCGCCGUGUAAACAACCUGUAACCGUGGACACCGACCCGCAGGACACUGCUGCUGACGGGAUGCCCAUGCAGGACAGUUCCCCGAUGCUUGAGCCCGGCGAGGAGUCGCCCAUGAAAACGGCUCCUGAUGAAGCGGAUGGCGACGGCGGCGCAGUUCAGACGCUUCAGACGAGACUCCUGGAUGAACAUGAGGAAGCCGACGAGGAACUGGCAGCGCCUGAACAGGAAGAGCUGUAUAUGUCUGAAAACAAUAGCGAAAAAGACUUGUGUACUGCGUAGGGGUGCACUUAAAUCAAACACAGAGGUGGUAGGAGGACGUUGGAAGGCUUAGAAGGCUUAAAAAUGAAUGUAACUAACGGAGAUGGUCAGCAGUGUCAGUGGUCGUAAUGGAUCGCUGAGCAAGGUUAUUGAACACAUCAAAACACAGAGCUGCCUCGCUCUGCCACCAACUUUUGCAUGGUCCAUUCUAUUACUGACCUCGUUCCGAACCUAAAGAGAGGUUUUGGUUGUAUCUUUUCUCUCCAGUAAUGCCAGUAGUGUGUGAAUCGUGUCACCAGUUUUGCUAUGGCAUGCUUUUGACCAGUUAGGACCAAAACUUUCCAGUGAAAUUACAGCCAGUAUCCUGAGUAGACUCUCCACAGAAUACUGAAUUGCUGAUUGCAAGCGGAGUGCGUCAGGUUUAACGUUAUGUAUGGGAGACUUAUGCUGCUGGGCAUCUACAGUAGAUGCAGGUUAUGUUAACGUAAUCUCAAAACGGGGCUGCUGAUUGGAUUGGGUGGAACAAAUGAGAAACACACACAAAAGCCACUACUGUUGUAUGCCACUAUGUAUGAAUGCAGCUAGUAGCAGAAGACUAGAGCAUCAAAACUGUUGAUAAUAGACCAUGUUCCUUGAUGAAGGAGCUGGUGCUGUUGAUUGUAUCAAAAUAUGUCAGAAGUUUCAAAUGGUUCAACAGCAGAGAUAUGUUGUCAUAUAUUUUAAUGAACUCAAAGCAUACUACUUGAGAAUCAACCUACUGUAACUGAACUGUAUACCUGCUCGUAAUGCAGUCUUUGUUUGCUGCUCGCUUCAAUACGAACCAAGUGUAUCAUCUUUGGUGUUGUAGACUAUUUCAGAAGUUCAGCGACUUCAGUGUCAUGUCACAUGUGUAGGUCAAAGUAGUACAUUUUGUGCAUCCUCUCAGUGACUCUCACAACAUUCCUGUGUACUUUUUCACUGUAUAAAUGGAAACGCUGGGUGCAUACUGCAUACUCUUGAGUCUGAUAGACUGAAGGGAUAGUGAAAAAAACACUGUUGAUUUACUGAUAUGCAUGCCUGCAUAUAAUCUACUGUCCAAAGUGAGCCAUUCAGUCGUUUGUGUUUAAAACAUAAAUAAAUUCUGUUUAAAAGCC